This is a messenger RNA of Trichobilharzia regenti, 4584 nucleotides long. NCBI's taxonomy places the organism in Eukaryota, Metazoa, Platyhelminthes, Trematoda, Strigeidida, Schistosomatidae. The record is from the annotation of a GenBank genome assembly.
GAUCUAAUUGAAAACAACAAUAUUAUUCGCUUAUAUGUCUUGUUCUAAUAAUAAAAAUGGCAAGAUUUAAAGAUUUGAUCAGAUAUUGUUUAGUUUAUGUAGACGUUGGAAGUUGCCAACUGUCGAAUCAACAAUGAGUUUUCGUGAUUCUUCCACACUGUUAACAUUUUUGUGAUUUCAUCCGAUAUAAAUAGGUCUUACUUGUUGGGGUUAUUUUCAAUUCGUCGCAUUAUAUUUAUUGUGAAGACAUCAUCGGAUCUAUGGCAUUAGGAGCCGACAGGUCAUCAGACACUAAUCGAUUCCACAAGGUUAGAAGAUGUAUCCCAAUCAUUAUCUCUUGAUAGUAGUAGUAAUAUUAGUAUUUCAAGUGAAACAAAAGCCAGUCAAUCAUCAGAAACAAAUACUUUAGAGUUAAGGAUUUGUGUUAUCGUUAAACGUCAUUUAUACUUUUGGAGAUGGGAGCCGAAAUCACGUGAAUUUAUAUUACCUGGUGGUGCAAAUGAUUCAAUCACUCCAUUAUGGCCAAGUGAAUUAACUCUUCCCGAAGUGAUACGAUCAAUUACAUUUUGUGGAUUAUCAAAACUUAUUGCAGGUCAUAGAGGUGAAUAUCUACUAAUCAAUAUUAUUAAUGGAGAGAUUCAGUUUAUUUCAACCCCUGGUAAAAAUCAACUGCCAAUAGUUACCUCACUACCUCAUUGUCUACACAUGUCGUCGACACACUUGGACGAGACACCACACACCAUUAAUAAUCAUCAUAAAUCAUGGCUAUCACAUAAAAAUAAUAAUAACAAUAAUAAUAAUAAUGCUCAUAAUUACUAUUUCAACAAUACAACAUUACGUGGUAAUUCAAGCUCAUUUAUUAUUCAUCCUGAUGCUUCGCUUGAAACAAGUGGGAUUGUAAAUAAAAGCGAUACUAAUAAUAAUGAUAAUAAUAAUAAUAAUUGUGUGAAUAAUAAUCACAAGUAUUCAUAUUACCAGCCUUUGUUGCCUGGUGCACAGACAUUUCUAGGCAUUGAACAAGAUGAUGCAUUGGUUGUCAUCUCACCUUAUCAUGAAUUGAAGUCUGUAUAUCAAAUGAAAUGGUCAAGUGCACCAUAUCAAAUUCAUGUUUAUCCACCUUACAUAAUUGGAACUAUGCAUGAUAUGCUUGAAAUACGUGUACUUUAUCCAAAUCAAAAGAUGAUCCAACAACUGUCAAUACCUCGUGUUACAGCAAUGUGUCAUUCUGGUGGUUGGUUUUAUGCAAGUACAGCUCCAGCCUCGGUGAAUACAUCGCUUUCUCCCGCUUCUUCAGCUGCUGUUACUACUAAUAAUACUGACUAUUCAUCUUCGCGUCAGUCAAAUAAAGAGAGUUCUGUUGGCCGAAAUAAACCUCACUCUACUGGUAGUAGUGGCAAUGAAAUUUGGCUUAUUCUCUCGGCGAAUCGAUUAAAGUUUAUCCAAGAUUUAGUAAAACAAAAGGAAUAUGAAUUAGCUAUAUGUUUAGCUAGAACAGGAUUAUACGCAGGUCAGAAUGCUGUGGAAACAUUACAAAUAACCACCUUAUACGCCAUACAUUUAUACCAUGAAAUGAAAUUCCCUGAAGCUUUGAAUUUAUUCACUGACUUGUUAAUUAAUCCUAAACAUGUACUUACUCUGUUCCCUGGUAUUCUGUCUGAACAACAAUUAAAACAACAACACGAAGGACAAAUAACAGAUUAUCCGUGUGAAAUUUCGAUUAUGAAUUCUUCUCAAAUGACUGAUGCCUUUGAACCACUCAUCACCUAUCUGUUGACAUGGCGACGUCUAUUAAAACAACAAUUGACCAAAACAUCCUUGAAACAAUCAAAACUAUUGAACAAUAUAAGAGAAGCAGGAGGCGAAGGAGAAGACUCGUCCCAGUUAUCAUUAUGUAGCAGAAGUGGUCAACAACAACACCAUGCGAAGGAGUAUAAUAAUAAUAUAAUUGAAUUUCUCUGUUAUUCUAUGAAAGAUGUUACUAAAUUGAUUCUACCAUGUAUAGAAUUGCUGGAAUUAAUUGAUACAAGUCUGUUAAAGUGUUAUCUGUCGACGAAUACAGCUCGUGUUGCCCCGUUACUACGUCAAGAAAAUGUAUGUAUUCUUGAAGAAUCUGUGAAAAGUCUAUUGGAGCAUAAACGUUAUCAAGAAUUAGUAAUGUUGUAUCAGUCGCGUGGAUUACAUCGUGAAGCACUGUCUAUACUACAACAAUUCAGUGCUGCAUGUAUGAAACAUCAUCGUGGUGGUGUUGGUGGUGGACUGAUGGUGACAACAACAACAACUACCAACGACGCAUCAUCACAACCACAAAAUAUGAUUACUUUCGAUGAUAAACUGCAUAAAUCUGGAUUAAUUAAACAACUUGGUCAUCCAAAACGUAUAAUUCAUUAUUUUCUACAAUACUUGAACGCUAGUCACAUUGACCUGCUUAUUGAUUAUACAAAAUGGCAUAUGCUGCAUUAUCCAACUAGUUGGAUGCGUAUUUUAUCCAACUGGCAGGCGAAAUUAACAGUGAAAUAUCAAAGUCAGUUUUCAGGUAGUAAUACAGCAUCACCACCAAUUGAUGCAGUUAAACGAGAUGAAUUUAUAGCCUUCUGUUCAAAUUAUCGCAAUCAAAUCUUACAAUAUAUGGAACAAUAUGCACCGCAUUUGAUUAUUCCCUAUCUAGAAUUGAUUAUAUUUGUACAUUGGAAUAACCGACACAUUGGCGAUGAUGACGAAGACGACGACGAUGAUGAGGAGGCGGAGGAGGAGGAAGUGGGCGAUGAAGAUGACGAUGUUGAGGAUGAUGUCGUAGAAGACGAAAACAUUGGCAACAAUGACAGUGGUGGUGGUGUUCUUGAUAGUAGCAGAGAUGACGAUAGUCAUGAAAGGCUUGAAUCAAGUGAACAAGGAGGCGAUAACAGUUGUAUCAUGAACAGCAAUGAUGAUAGUAUAGAGAAUAAAAUCAAUAAUGGUGAUGCCGCUGGUAAUGAUGAUGAUGUUGAGAAAUUAUUACUCCAACAGAAAUCGAAGCCUAUUUCAAUUGUUCAACAAUCGGAACAUGUACCAGUGGGGAAACACAGUGGAUCGAAAAAAAAUAUUAUUGAACAUACUUCAAAUAAGUCUAGUCCUGCGAGUAAUAUUGUCUUAGGCUGUUGUAGAGUGGCUAGUUUAUCACAACUGUCAUGUAAUUCUAUGGAUUCAACACAAUCUGGAUAUAUGUCUCCUGGUAAGCGUUCAAGCGCGUUUAAAGAGAUUAUAUCCAGCUCUCUAUGGCCAUUACCUUGUGUAAAACGGUCUAAACAACGACGUUUAACUACUUCGACAAUGAAUAGUUUAUCAAAAGUGGAUAAUAAUUCUACUGUCGUCAACACGAAUGAUUUGGAUGCGUUGCCGUCUAUACCAAAUUAUCCGGCUUAUAUGGAUGUAUGCGAUAUACACACGCGUUAUGCAAUAGCAUUAAUUCGUAGAGCACAAUCAUUACAACCGGCUAAUAAAUCAUUUGCAUUUAAAGUUAAUGAAGAACAACCUAAGUUGGGUAGUGUAGCACGAUUACGUCUACGCUUAUUACGCUUCCUUAUGCAUCCUGGUACACAGUAUUCUUCAGCUCGAUUAUUAGAUAAAUGUCCGUAUGAUGCGUUUUUUGAAGAACGUGCAUUAUUAUUGGCUAACCUGAAUAGACAUGAACAGGCACUUUCAUUAUGGGUUCAUUUGUUAGACGAUUGGAGCAGAGCAAUAAAUCAUUGUAUAAAUGUUUAUCAAAGAAGUGAAUUAUCUUCAACAAUUUGUAAAAAUAAUAAUCAUAAUAAUAAUAGCAACAAUAAUGACAAUGAUACAAAGCGUGAUGGUGGCUCUGGCGUUGCCGUUGUCGGUGGUGUUGGUGUAGGUGAUCCUGUUAACACAGAUUAUCCUAACAAUUCUCAUUAUUCUCUUCAUGGUGGUGCAAUCAACUCUGGUGAUAAACAUUCAAAUUCAUCCUCUUCAUUAAAUCGUCAUAAUUCUUUAAAUUCCCUUGAUAAUUCAUCGUUAUUAGAUUUAAACAACAACAAUACUACUACCACUACAAAUCAUGAAACAUUGAACAAUUGUAGCCAUAACACUGAUUAUCCCCUCUGUGAUUAUUGUAAUAAUUCAAAUAUCUUUUUCCUGUUGAUACAAAUAUGUCUUCAACCGACAGAACCAACAUCUUUAGGCAUUGUUCUACCAUCUUCUGUUAAAUUCACUCCAAAGCUCAACAAGGCCCUUGAAAUCUUACAUCAAUUCAGUACAUUUAUUGAUCCUGUCAAAGUGAUACGCAUAAUGCCUACAGUCACAUUAAACUCUGUAGGAGAUUAUUUGAAGAGUAUGUUUAUCAGUCAAGAAAGUACCCUAACUCAACUAGUAUUUCUUCAAAAUGCCUCGAAAGCUGAAUUAAUUGCAUCAUGUACAGAUCGAAUAAAGUCUACGCGUGAGCAUUUAUCAAUUCUACCGUCAACACGUUGUCAUACCUGUCGACGACGUAUUGGUAAUAGUGCUUUUGUUAAACAACCAGGAAAUACCAACCACCACGGGGAAUUAUUAGAACAUUAUGGAUGUUGUAAAGAUUUGACUUUUAAAAACACUUAG